Aspergillus costaricaensis CBS 115574 is the source of this 685-nucleotide messenger RNA. RefSeq lists its product as uncharacterized. The record is from RefSeq and is a predicted model, not a curated record. The coding region runs from base 172 to 570 and encodes 132 amino acids. Lineage: Eukaryota; Fungi; Ascomycota; Eurotiomycetes; Eurotiales; Aspergillaceae. The transcript has a single exon.
GAGGUAGAGCAAGAUGGAACAAAGGUAGUUGGAAACAGAUGAAGACUGGGUAGCAGGGGUAGUGUUAUGGGGGAAGCCAGAUAAUGUGUUUGGAAGUAAACUCAAACAGAGUAACAGUGAUGAGGGGGAUUAUCUGGCGCUUUUUCCCUGGAUGUCCCGGUGGAUGGACAAAUGGUGGGAUUGCGGAGGCAGGGAAGAGGGGGAAGGGUGAGGAGGGGAGUGAAUGAGCGCAUCUGGAGGUCAAGAGAGAUGGGAUCCUCGCGAUGGGCAGAAGCAGCGCCAGAUUACCAUCAUCCACCGCUAAGAAUGACUACGUGGGCCAGUGUUCAGGAUGAGCCAUGCACUCCGGGAAGGCACAGGACAUCCACCCCUAUCACAUCUCUGACGGACGCCACUUGGACAUCUCCCCGCGACAUGGACCAUGAUGACGGAGCCAAUGGGAGCAUUUUGAAUGCAGAUGUUCAGGGCCGAUGGGUUUUAGGUCCAAGAAAAAAGGCGCGGUCAAUCCAACGGCGGUGCGGUAUCUGGCGCAACCCGGACGCGGACUUAGGGAUUAUUCCCUGGAACUGACCCAGCAGGGGUUUCCCGAUGGUUGCGCGGGCAGAAAUAGAUGAGGCCUCGGGGAUGGAUAAUUAAUGUAAAUAAACGGGGAAGGGGGGGGAAAGAGAGGGGGGGUGUAAUCCUC